Python bivittatus (Burmese python) is the source of this 4588-nucleotide messenger RNA. Lineage: Eukaryota; Metazoa; Chordata; Lepidosauria; Squamata; Pythonidae. The record is from RefSeq and is a predicted model, not a curated record.
CAGGCUAUGUUUGAACUGGUCACUUCAGAAGCCUCGUACUACAAAAGUCUGAAUUUAUUGAUAGAUCAUUUCAUGGAAAAUGAGCGAUUGAAAAAGAUUUUGCAUCCUUCAGAGGCUCACAUCCUCUUCUCGAAUGUCCUGGAUGUCAUGGCAGUCAGUGAGCGAUUCCUCUUAGAUCUUGAGAAGCGGGUAGAAGAGAACAUUAUAAUCUCUGAUGUCUGCGACAUUGUCUAUCAGCAUACUAUUAGCCACUUCUCAGUAUAUGUAACUUAUGUGUCCAACCAGACCUACCAGGAAAGAGCUUACAAGCAACUUCUCCAAGACAAGCCAGCUUUCCGGGAGGUGAUCUCACAGUUGGAACUGGAUCCAAAAUGCAAAGGCCUGCCUUUCUCAUCUUUCUUGAUUUUGCCUUUUCAAAGAAUUACUAGGCUGAAGCUGCUGGUGCAGAAUAUCUUGAAGAAAAUGGAAGAAAAAUCUGAACGUGAAAUCACUGCCCUCGAGGCUCACAAGGAACUGGAAAUAGUGGUGAAAGCAUGUAAUGAAGGUGUUAGAAAGAUGAGCCGCACAGAACAGAUGAUCAGCAUCCAGAAGAAAUUAGAAUUUAAGAUCAAGUCUGUGCCCAUCAUCUCUCAUUCCCGCUGGCUGCUAAAGCAGGGAGAACUCCAACAGAUGAAUGGCCCUAAAACAUCUCGUACAUUACGUACAAAGAAACUCUUUAGAGAAAUCUACUUGUUCCUUUUCAACGAUUUAUUAGUAUUAUGCAGACAAAUUGCUGGUGACAAGUACCAAGUAUUUGAUUCUGCUCCUCGAGGGCUUCUUCGAGUGGAAGAGUUGGAGGACCAAGGACAGAGCUUGGCCAAUGUAUUUAUUCUGAGGCUGUUAGAAAAUGCAGAUGACCGUGAAGUGAGCUAUAUGUUGAAGGCGUUAUCCCAAAGUGAAAUGAAACGCUGGAUGAUUUUGCUGGCUCCAAAUCGACGAACCAAGUUUGUUUCCUUCACAUCCAGGCUUAUGGAUUGCCCUCAAGUACAAUGUGUCCAUCCUUACGUAGCCCAGCAGCCAGACGAACUUUCGCUGGAACUGGCUGAUGUCCUGAACAUUCUGGAAAAGACAGAUGAUGGCUGGAUAUUUGGGGAGCGUCUGCAUGAUCAAGAAAGAGGUUGGUUCCCCAGUUCUAUGGGUGAAGAGAUUAUGAAUCCCAAGAUUCGAUCUCAGAAUUUAAAGGAAUGUUUCCGAGUGCACAAAUCCGACGACAGUCAGCGGAGGAAGAUGAGCAGCAGGAAUAGACAAUGAUCGUUGCUUAGUCAUCUGUUCUUCAGAAGCAAUUUAUGGCAGGAACUGAGACAAUGAAAUAUAGUGAUUGAGAGAAUGCAUAUGAAUCAUUUGGCAAGUGAAUCCUUUCACCUAUGAACUAUUGGGCUUCCUUGCAUUCUCAUUACAAGCUGGAUAUUAUUUCUGAAGACAGACAGAAAAGAAGUGAGGCUGUCAUGGGCCUGUACAGAUGUAGAAACUGUAAAUGUCUUUCCAAAUGUACUGCAAACUCUGAAGAUUGUAAAUUUGUUAACUCUGCAUGGUGAGGAAACUGAUCACUUGAGCGACUGGGAAAACUAUGUCAAGGUCUAUAAAUCUAGCAACUUGGUCCUUUAGCAUUCCAUCCAAUGGCACAAAAAUGUGCAGCAUUUGAUUUUCUUAUGGAAAGAUAAUGAAGUUGUGGACACUACAACUUUGAAAGCCUACGUUAUAAACUGUCAGCUUCCAUGUUUCUAUACUCAGAAAGUUUUUCCUAGGAAUUGAGUUUGAACUGCUCAUGUGAUAAACCAGUUUCUUCUUGGUUUUGGAGAGAGAGAGAAAGAGAGAGAGAGGUAACAAAGUGAUUAGAAAGUACAAUGUUAUGUAGUUAAAAUGCACCACAGUAUUUAUUUAUUUGGGUCCCUGGGUUAUGAAUUUCCAAUUUCUAGAAUGUAAUACUGAAGUAUACAAGCUAUAUUUUCUAAAAUAAGAGUCAGUUGGUCGCAGAGGCACAAAUGGGAACUCAGGUUACCAUCCCUCUAUUUUAUUGACCUUUGUAGCCUACACUUUUCAAAAUGAUGUAUGCCAAACCACAUUAACUGACUCUCAAUAUCAGCCCUGCAUAUUCUAUUUCAUAAGAACCAUUACUCCCUGUGUAAAGCAAUCACCAACUACACUUACUUAUCCAAAUAUAAUUAUCUGAUAUACCCACCAAUGGCAACCACAGAUAGUGUAGCUAUGUUGAGAGUCGGUGCCAGAAUGGAAAGUGUAUUUAGGGUUUUGUCCUAAGCAAAUGCUGCACUAAACUGUAUAGGAGAAUACAAUAUUUGAGACAAUAUCCCAUGAAGAGAUUUCUCUGAGAAAUCUUGCACUCACUUAAGCAUUUGCAUAUGUUGAAAAAGAAGUAAAAGAAGAGCAGGGAAGAAUAUGUUUUCGCAGCUAAAUAAGCUACUCAACAUUCCACAAGGGUGCAACAUCUGAGAAGCUUAGGUAACUCAUUCAUAGUCCGAACAACCAAGUUCUAUAUCUUGCUCCUUUGUUCUGCUGUUAUAUACAGAUAACAGACAAUGCCCAUACAAAGAAAUUCAGUGGAAGGAGGCUUGAGACAAAAGAUGAACAUUUGUAUUAAAUAUCUCCAAAGUUGCAUCAAACUAAUAGGAAUGUAUUUGCACAUUUGUUGUGCACUCUUAGAAAAGUGCAUGAAGUCUGUACUUCAAGGAAAGCCUUGAGCCAGAAGAACAAGAAAUGUCUCCUCAUUUAAUACAGAGCUAUAACCAGCAUCAAGAUCCUUCUAACUUUGGAAAAGCCACAUGGUCAGCUAUUGUCCCAAGCCUAAUAGAUUAAAAGACUGUAAAGCGCUUUGCAUAUUAAAAGUGUGAUAGAAGCAAUCAUCAAAAAAUAUUUAUUUACAUACUCCAAAAAUAGUUAAUAAAUGCCCUUUCUACAAGGCACAAAUAUAACCAACGUCUUAAUUUGCCCAGAGUUGAGAGGCUUUUGAAGAGAUGAAGCUGCUGAGAGAGGCCAUUGGUCCAACUGAUUCUGUACUAUCUAUUCUUAUCAGUAAUACCAAACCCCAGAAAUAAGAGUUUUCAGCUUGAAAGGACAGCAAAUGAAUCUCUCAUUUUUGGAAGCAUGUGAAAACUUUUAAUUUGUAAUCAUUAGAUUAGAAAAAACCCUCACCCACCCAUAGUUCUAGGGCUACCAGAUUUGACUAGCAGAAUUCUGGAUGGCAACUAGAUGGCCAUAAUGAAUUUUCACAUUGCUUUAUCUUAGGUAGAAAACAGGUGUGUAAUUCCCUCGCCCUUGUUCCAAAUGAACAAAGGAAGAGGGGAAGAAAUGACAGAAAAACGUAAGACAUUCCUGGCCAAUUCAACCUAGCAUAGUUGUCACUAAUAUUAUUCAAACCUGAUCCUAGUGCUUCAUUGCUAUCAAAAACUCAGCUUUCCAAAUUGCAUUAAGGUAAUUUUUUCCUGAUGAGCUAUACUGAUACAUGUCUAAAAUCACACAAGUGGCUGAGUUUUGGAGGGGAAACAGCCAUUUCUUCAUGGAUGAGCCCUCAUCUAUUCUCCUGUCUCACAAUGUUACUCUAAUACCGAUCAUGUUUUGCUUAUGCCAUUGCUGUGCCUUUUAAACAGUUUACUUGCAAAAUAAUAAAAAGUAAAUAAGAUUGUAUAAAAACAUGAAAGUAUCACCCAAAAAUUGUAGACAAUGUAUAAGUCAGUUCCUAUAAUAAGUUGGGCAAAUAUAUGGAAGGAUAAUCUGGAAUGAUGUAAGCAGUGGAGGAAAGCCAUCUUUCACAGGAUCUCUUGUUAUAUAUAUUAAUAAAUAUGUGAUAUAUUAAUAUCUGUGAUAUAUUAAUAUUUUAGAGAAGGAAUGAGGAACCUAUGAUCCUCUGGAUGUUCAGCUAUAAAUCCCAGAAUCCAUGACCAUUCAUCAGGCUGACUGGAACUGAUGAAAAUUAGAAGCCCAACAAUCGCAAUCCAAGUCAACAUACUUUCAGAAUAAUUUAAGAUUGAAUACUCUGACAAGCUAUUCCAAUGUCUAAGAAAACAUAAAUAAGUUCUGGCAGAGCAGCUCUUCAUAAAUUGAAAAAAGUGCUAACUUUAGGUUGGAUGAUGUGAUGUAUUAGGAGGUGAUCAGCCAAAUCUCUCACUGGAAAGUAAAUAUGUAACAGAGUACUGUGCAAAAGCUUAACCUGAGUGGCUGCAUGGUUCAUGGGGUGGCCGGUGUGGCUCUAACUUUACAAGCCAGCUACCAGGUACCACUUGACACAUAAGCCUGUCACAAUAUGCUACUCCACAACAAGCCCCCAAACCAAGUUGAUCACUUGGGAGAUGUUAAUAGAGUUUCACACUGAUGUUUAAAGUCAGAGUAGUUACACCACUCUCAUACAUUAUUGGUCAAAUAAAUAGAAGUGCAUGUUCAUAAGGGCAUGCAGUAAAUAUUGUUGCUUUACACAAAAGGAAAAGUUUGUAUAGUUUUUUUUUAACCUUAAAUGUUCCCUAUCUCUCCCCAAAAUUAUAUCCAAAUAUUUUGUAUAUACUAUGUUAACAAAGCUGAUUGGGCUGCUUAAAAAAAAAAA